GAAAACUACGAACUGAUGUUGCAGCAGCUUUUCCUAACCUUAGUGCUGAACAAUUGACUGAGUUUAUUCCAAACAAGGAAGAGCUUAAUGUCAUCAAAAUAUACUCUCACAAAGGGGAGGCCAUCACUGUUUACAUGAAUAACAGGAACCCAGUACUGUUUGAAAUUGAGAAAGCUCUGUAUCCAACAGUGUACACUCUGUGGGUCUACCCAGAUCUUCUCCCUGCUUUUUCAACAUGGCCCGCUGUGCUACAGAAACUAGCAGGAGGAGCAGAUCUGAUGCUGCCAGGAGUUGUAGUGCCAUCGUCUGGUUUUCCUCAAGUAGAGCGGGGCACGCUCUGUGCUGUCACCCUUUUGGGAAACAGAGCUCCAGUAGCAGUUGCAGUUGCCACUAUGUCCACUGCGGAGAUGCUGGCUGCUGGAAUGAAAGGGAAGGGCUUUGCUGUGUUGCAUACUUACAUGGAUCACCUCUGGGAAUAUGGUGACAAAUCUUAUCCUCCUACCUUAGCUCCCUCGGUAACAGAUUCUGCUGAAAAGGAGAGUGCUGAAGAUGAGGAAGAGAUGGAAGGGAAAGAAAAAAAGCCUGUCAUCACCUUCUCCACUGAUCCAUUGCAGCAUGUGGACGUUGGUGAUUUGAGCCUGAAGGACCGAGACAGUUGUGCAAUACUGAUGGGAAAGGAGGAACUCAGUGAGAACAGAGCUGCAGAAACAGCUGAAGAUGCCAACACAGAGAAAAAGGAAGCUGAAGACAGCAGGACUCCACAAGAGCAAAUGGAUGCAUUAUUCAAUCAGUGCUUUUUUCAUGCCUUAAAAUGCAAAGUAAAGAAGUCUGAUCUCCCUCUGCUCACCAGCACGUUUCUACGCAGCCAUAUGUUCUCAUGCUGCCCUGCUGGACAACAACUGGACAUAAAGAAAUCAAGCUAUAAGAAGUUCUCUAAAUUCCUGCAAUGUAUGCAGCACCAGAAGAUCUUACAAGUGAAGGAGCUGAACAAAGGUGUGGAGAGCAUCGUGGAAGUGGACUGGAAACAUCCAGACAUUAAAGCAUUUGCAGUACCUGAAGGAUUUUCUUCAGCCUCUGCUGCCCAAGAGAGCAAGCAUGAAGACAGAGAACAAGUGUACCAUGCUCCUGAGAUCAUUCCACUUUAUGGGGUCUCAACGAAAAUGAUCCCACUCUUCCAGGAAUCUGGACACAGAAAAGGCAGCAUCCUCUCAAGCAGUGAGGUGAGAAACAUCAUCAUUAAUUAUGUGAAGACUAAUGAGUUGGUUGAUGAAACAAACAAAAACUUUGUAAAAGUGAAUGCCAUUCUCUGUGACUGCCUGUUAGAUAAAUCCGAACAAGAUGAAAUCUCAAACCUUAAAUGGGAUGACCUCUUGAGCAGGUGCCUUGAACGACUGCAGCCCUUACACCAGGUGACAUUUUUUGGACAAGAACCUAUUGUGAGGAAAGGAAACAUUGAGCCCAUCAACAUAACCAUAGCACAGAGAUCAUCAAAUAAGAAGGUUACAAUUAUCAAGAACCUUGAGCUGUAUGGUCUGGACCCACAGUGUGUGGCCAGCAUUCUGCAACAAAAAGUACAAGCCAGUGCCACCAUCACCCCAGUACCAGGAACAAAAGACAGAGUUCAGGUCCAGAUCCAAGGCAACCAAAUCCAUCAUCUGGCCAAGAUGCUGCUAGAAGAAUACCAGCUACCUCGGAAAUACAUUCAAGGCCUCGAGAAGGCUCCAAAGCUUGGCCGGAAGAAGUAAGAGAAAAAUCUACUAUAAGAAUUACUCAGAUCUUGUUAUUUAUAGAAUUGUUCUGCCAACAAAUCAAGGAUAAUGUACAGGCCCUAUUAAGUCAAAAAAAUGAGUCCUAGGAGUUUACAGGGUCUAGAAUUCACCCAAAUAAUAAUACUGCUCCAGCUGUUCAUUUUUCAUAAAAAUAAAAAACUGAAUAA
Messenger RNA from Cariama cristata (Red-legged seriema), 1936 nucleotides. It is a transcript of the gene EIF2D, whose product is annotated as eukaryotic translation initiation factor 2D. Gene Ontology annotation, molecular function: translation initiation factor activity. The record is from RefSeq and is a predicted model, not a curated record. Gene Ontology annotation, biological process: translational initiation; formation of translation preinitiation complex. NCBI's taxonomy places the organism in Eukaryota, Metazoa, Chordata, Aves, Cariamiformes, Cariamidae.